AUGAACGCCGCAACCAAUCUGACCUGGCUGCUGAAGGCCCGGUCGCGAGUGCUCGGCACGCGACCAGCAAAGUUGGCGUCGACGUCGACGUCGGCGUCGACGUCCAGAUCGCCAAUCCGCCUGCGCAGCCGACCUGGUCGGACAAUGUCGAUGACGGCGAGUCGACGCUCCACUCGACAUGCGUCGCCGUUGUCGCGCCGCUCCACCGCCUCGUCCGACAGUCUCGUCCGCUCCAGCCGUCUGGCCAGACUCGGUCUCGGUCUCGGCCUCGGCCAACGCUCGUCGCCACGACGACGCAGUCGAUCUCCAGGCGCCGGGCUGCCUUGGUCGUUGGAGAAAUGCGACGUGUGUCAGGCCAACUUCACCGAGUACUCGUUGCCGUUUCAUGCCGGCGUGUGCCAACGUCGACGAACCCACGAAGAGGACACGAUUCGAGCCCACGUCCGUCAGCAACUGCGCGACAGCCAGCCACCCAGACGACCGCCGGGCACCGUGUGCCACAUUUGCGGACGUCGGUUCACCACGGCCUCGUGGCCGAAGCAUGAGCCGAUCUGCCUGAACAAGUGGAUCCAGUGGAACUCGAGGAUGCCGCGUGGACACCAACGCUCGACGAAGCCGACGCGACCACAACCGACGGAAGAUCAGUUGGCCGACAUGGUCGAGGCGGCGCUCAAGUCGGGUCGGCUGGAAUACACUCGAGAGCAUGCACUGGACGACGUCUUCCUCGACGCCAGUCGCCGCAACGAACUCAACUGGGACGUGUUUGGGUAG
Messenger RNA from Protopolystoma xenopodis, 771 nucleotides. The record is from the annotation of a GenBank genome assembly. Lineage: Eukaryota; Metazoa; Platyhelminthes; Monogenea; Polystomatidea; Polystomatidae.